AUGGAGGAGAGCUGCCCGCAGGCACCGGUGAGGGCCAUACUGCAGGCCACGCGGCACCUCUUCGUCUUGGGCUUCUCGACCACCGGAGGUGGCCAUGAGCGCCUCACUUCGGUGCUCGGGGAGCUUCUUCGAGGGAAGAGCCUUGUUGGGGUGACGCUGCUGGUCUCGAUGCCCGAGCCCUGGAAGGGAGAGAUGCUGGCAGAUGGCAGCGUGCCGCGAGAGAAGCGGCACAAGGUGGAUCACACGCACAGCAUCUUAAGCAAGCUCUCGCCUCUCCUGCAGGGUGGCUGCCGGCUGAUUCUUGUGCGUGCCCUGAAGAGCGUCACGGGCUUCUACACCAUGCAGGCAGGUGCAGCUGCGAAGGAGCUGAUGUGGGAGAUGGUGGUGGCGCGACCGGAGGUUUACCGAGGGGAGGAGGCCAAGAGGCUGCUGUGCGAGCGUGGCUUCGUCCUCUUCGACUCGCAGGAGCCACAGGCCUCACAGGCCACGUUCUCCUGGGAGGACCUCGCCCCCAGCCUCCUGCCCACAGCACGCUCCUUGAUGGACGUGCUCCUGGCCGAGACAGCCGCCGAGGCCCACAUCUCGGUCAUCACGGACAUGGACCCGAACCUGACCUCCGCUGCGCUGAAGCUGCGGGCGGGCAUGCUCGAGGCCGGGGCGCCGCCCAGGCUGCAGGGCUUGGACUACGAGAACCACCAAGACUUGCUCCUGCACUCCUUUGGCAUCCGCUCGCUCCAGGACGUGGCAGCGUAUGCCUCCGAUUUCGAGGAGGCAUCGAAGCACUACUGGAACAUGAUGAAGCCCGAGCUUUUCACGGACAAGCAGCUCGCAACUUUGGGGAAGCUGAUCCGAGGCACCUUCCUCGUCAAGGUUCUCAACAUGGGGAGGGAAGGCCUCCGCGUUGCCCACGUCGACAUCGUGGACCCAUCAUUCCGCCGCAUGAGUGGCGCAGACCUGGAGCAGUAUGCCUUUGCCGCCGACCGCCGCUCGGCAGUGAAGUUCCUUCUGCUGCAUGGACGCCGCAUUACAAGUGAGGAGGCUGGCACGGCGCAUCAGGGCAUCAUCCACUCGGAAGAUGCCACAGAGGACACGAUUGAGCAUCUGGUCUACGUCUACGCGCACUUGAGCGGGCGCUCCAUUCUGGAGUACUAUUUCCGGCACCGGCGCGACUAUCCUGGAACCCUCGUCGUUGGCUGUGGCAGGGAUUGGCACAAGUAUGAUCGUCCCAGUGCACCCGCCAAGCUGGAUGGCCGCACCAACGUCAUGCGAAUCUGCCAGCUUGCACAAGGGCACGGCAUCGUCACUGCAGGUGCGGGAGCCAGCGGAGAGCUUGCAGACAUGCUGUAUACCUUUGAAGCGCCAGUGGGUGUGGUUAUCCCGCUGGACAAGCAGCACGAGCAGCAGCACAACGGCAGAAUCAUGAGUGACAGCUUUGACAGCAGGCUCCUUCUGGGCGUCCCGGACAACGGCUUCGACAUUGCAAGCCUCGGCCCAUUCUUGAGCGAGUUCGCUCACCGAAUGGCCUCGGCCCGCGACAAGUACCAGGCGAAGGAGGCAGCUCGUGCCAACCUCGACCGACUGCUACGAAAACGCAGUGCGGCCCAGCACGCCGCCGGUCUUCUCGCUGGCACCGAGGCGGCGACGCAGAAGGAGCGGUUGAUCAGCACGUUCUCCGAGCUGCUCCGCACCAGUGGCAUCUUUCUGCACUUGAAGGUCCUGCGCCGACACCUCAAGGGUUUCUUCCAGCUCGCGGACCAGCUGGACACCCUGGCCGCGCGAGGUGCCGCCAGCACAGGGCAGCUCUUCACCAUCAACGAGUGUGCCCACUGCACGGGCAAGCGCGUCACCAUCGUGGAUUGGGCACAUGCCGACGCGCGAGUGCGAGAGCUUCGACAUGUGUUCCAAUACCUGGGCUGCCCAGAACACUUGCACGCAGCCUGUGUGGCGGCCUGGGCCGUCCUGCUGGAGAACCUGCGCGUCGAGGCUGUGGCCGAGGGCGCACGCGCAGAGCUUGUGGAGGUGACGGACGCGGCCUUGCCGGGCCUGGCUCGUGUGCCCAGCGGCGAGGCCAUGUCUCCAGAGCAGCACGCAUCGCUGACGGCGACUUCUCGAGCUAUGAUGGCCCUUGCGGAGUGCGCCAGCGAGCUCUUCAUCACUGGCUUCUGA
Messenger RNA from Symbiodinium natans, 2166 nucleotides. Lineage: Eukaryota; Dinophyceae; Suessiales; Symbiodiniaceae. The record is from the annotation of a GenBank genome assembly.